This is a messenger RNA of Pyricularia grisea, 1262 nucleotides long. RefSeq lists its product as uncharacterized. Bases 135 to 1142 code for a protein of 335 amino acids. The transcript has 2 exons. The record is from RefSeq and is a predicted model, not a curated record. NCBI's taxonomy places the organism in Eukaryota, Fungi, Ascomycota, Sordariomycetes, Magnaporthales, Pyriculariaceae. Gene Ontology annotation, biological process: lipid metabolic process. Gene Ontology annotation, cellular component: membrane. Gene Ontology annotation, molecular function: oxidoreductase activity, acting on the CH-CH group of donors.
AUACAGAAAAAGGAAAAAAAAAAAAAAAAAAAAAAAGUACUGCCUGCUUUUGGGCCUCGGGCCGUUCUUGUACUUGAGAUAUCCAGUGGGGGUAAAUCUUUCUAGUAUAUGAUAAAACUCGACCUCCCGUCGCAAUGUCUCCGAUCGUCCACGUGCUGGACGACUAUUACCUCGCCAUCACCCUUCUCAUCACGGUGGCCUACCAACUCUUCUUCUUCGCCAUCGCCUUCUCCUUUAAAUUCGACAAACUGACCGACUUUGCUGGUGGCACAAACUUUGUGGUCCUUGCCAUCAUCACCCUAGCCUUCUCCGGCAGUCCCGAUGUGCGUCAGAUUGUUGUAUCCGUCUUCAUGAUGGCCUGGGGCCUGCGACUGUCGGGCUUCCUGCUGUUUCGCAUCCUCAAGACCGGCAAGGACGACAGGUUUGACGACAAGCGCGACAAGUUCUUCCCCUUCUUGGGCUUCUGGGUCUUUCAGAUGUUCUGGGUCUGGCUCGUCUCGCUGCCCGUCACCGUGCUCAACUCGCCAAACGUUCGGGCCUAUCAGCCGCAGCCAGCAUUUGGGACCGGCCGGGACAUAGCCGGAGUCGUGCUAUGGAGUGUCGGGUUCCUCAUGGAGAGCGUCAGCGAUGCGCAAAAGUAUCGCUUCCGAUCAUCUCAAGAGGGAAAUAGGUCUGCCAUCUGCGACAAGGGCCUGUUUGCCUUGUCGAGACAUCCAAACUACUUUGGCGAAAUGAUUCUGCAGUUUGGCAUAUUCACUAUUGCUGUCUCACCAGCUGCAGAUGGCCCCGUAGGCGGUCAAGCCUUCAAGGCCCUUUACGCAACUAUCAUUGGGCCCAUCUUCCUGACAUUGCUGCUCAUGUUUGUCUCUGGCCUGACGCUACAGGAGCGACCCGGUGCCAAGAAGCGCUACGAAAAGGGCAACAACUGGGAGGGAUACAAGCGAUGGUUGGAUAGGACUAGUAUCCUCAUCCCAUUUCCGCCGCAACUGUACGAGAAGCUACCGACUUUUUUGAAGAGGACAGUCUUCUUGGAAUUCCCGAUUUACGUCUUCGACCCGGCCAAGCACUCAGACCAGACCAGGGCAGGUGACGAAGAACAGGCUAGGCAAAGUGGGGAUGGCCUGGUCAGCUCUCAGUCAUAGUGGUGUUUUUAUCAGGACUUUUUGCUUUCAGUUCACAUUUGGACGUUGAUGUACAACAUGACAUUAUAGCAAUUCGCAAAUCAAAAUGACAGCUAAAUCUAAUGAAACUGAUGCGUUGCA